Acanthopagrus latus (yellowfin seabream) is the source of this 3432-nucleotide messenger RNA. Its product is annotated as myelin-associated glycoprotein-like. Bases 106 to 1983 code for a protein of 625 amino acids. The transcript has 9 exons. NCBI's taxonomy places the organism in Eukaryota, Metazoa, Chordata, Actinopteri, Spariformes, Sparidae. The record is from RefSeq and is a predicted model, not a curated record.
UGAAAAAGCAGCACAACUCUGAAAGAACUUCACUUCUCUGUUCAUCUUUCAUGGUGUGCUGUAAGAUCUGAAGAAAAGAGUUUCUGCCUCUCCUGACACACAGAGAUGGCUGCAGCUCUGACUGUCCUUCUCAUCGGCUGUCUGCUGCAAACUGCCCUGUGUGGACGGACUGAGGUCUUUAUACCACGGACUAUAAAAGUCCUGAGUGGAUCCUGUGUGACCAUCCCCUGCUCCUUUGAUGUAGAGGACCAGUAUAUCUCACGUAUUGAUGGAACAUGUGGAGCAAUGUGGAAAUCUGAUAAACAGACUGUUGUGUUUGACAGCAGUAAUCCACAAUCAAGUGCAAUACAAGGAGAACUGAAAGGAGACUUGACAAGAAGAGACUGCAGCACAACCCUGAACAACAUGAGACCUGAGCACAGCAAUGAAUAUUUAUUGAGAGUGCAAUGUGAUGUGUUCAAAAAUAAUUUUCUUGACCAGAAGUUGCACAUUUCAGUCACAGAUGAUCCACCCACACCGACUCUGACUCCGUCCACACUGAAGGUGGAGGAGGGAACCUCAGUGAGUUUGAAGUGCUCUGCUCCAGCUCCCUGUCUGUCUCAUCCUCCAGCUCUGACAUGGACCUCCAGCCUGGGUCACAUUCAGGACUCACUGCAGGAGAAUCAGGACAGAACUAAAGUCCAGACCUCUGUUCUGACCUUCACUGCUUCUCGCCUUCAUCAUGGAAAGAUAAUCUCCUGUACUGCAGUCUACAGCAAACAAGAUGGCCGCUCUCAGUCAGUUAGCACAAGUUUGACAGCUGAUGUUUCAUACUCACCCAAACACACCACAGUGUCAGUCAGUCCCUCUGGUCCAGUACCAGAGAACAGCAGAGUGACUCUGACAUGCAGCAGUACUGCCAACCCUGCAGUAAAGAACUACACCUGGUACAGAGCUGACAGAGGUCAGGAGACUGUCAUGGGGACUGGACAUGUUUUAAACAUUAAAGCUUCCAGAGACAGUGGUCCUUUUUUCUGCGAGGCAGAAAAUGCUAUUGGAUCUGGACGGUCCAACAUCAGUCAAAUAGAUGUUCACUUUGCUCCACAGAUCCUGUCCUCAUAUGGCUGCAUUCAAACUGCAGACCAGCUCAACUGUUCCUGUGAGACUGUGGGGAAUCCUCCUCCUGCUCUACAGUGGUAUUUGGAUGGGUUACCUGUCAAUCACUCUGACAGGUUUGCAAUCAGCAGUGAGCCUCUAAACGUCUCAGGUCUGAGGAGCAUCAUCACUGUGAGUCAACCACAACAGAGGGAUCUUUCCACUUUGCUCUGCCACAGCUCCAACUCCCUGGGAUCAACUACUCAGAGAUUUUUUGUCUACAACCUUCAGCCUCAAAUAUCUGCAAAACAUCAAGACUUCGUGAUGUUGCUAGUGUUCAUCACCAUAAUUGUGGCGCUAUUUCUAGUAAUAUGUGGUCUGCUGUUGGUCAUCAGGGCUCAGAGGACUCACCAGGUCGUUCAUAAGAGCACAGGUGCUAUGAGCCAAGUUCUCACAAGUGGAGAGGCAAAUGAGGAACCCAAUGCAGAAGAAGAGGCCAUUUAUAUCAAUACCAACGAGGCGAGACAGGGAGGUGUCGCCGAACCUGCAGCCAAAUCCGAGCCAAACAGCGCCAACUUGCCCGGUGCUGGGCCAAACAAUGCAGAGGGAGCUGCUGAAGGCUCAGAGAAGAAGAAGGAGGAGGGCAGUGAUGUGAUUUACUCUACUGUGAAUUGGAAAACCAAGAGCAAGAAGAAGAAGGAAGAAGACUCUGUGGACAAGGGUCAGCCUGGUAACUCCUACCUUGAGGAGGAGAGGUGCGCAGUGGGAGCAAUGAGCAGAAAUUUUGUCAGUGAUGCACUUGAGAUGGGAAACCUAUACGAUGAAUUCCAGCCUGGACCGGAGAAUAAGGCAGUGGAAUGUGAAUAUGCCCAGGUUAAAUUCAAAAGGAAGAGUGUUUUGCGCAAAUAGAUCACAGGUCACUAUAUUGUUGUGCAAGUUAUUUUUCCAGAAUGCUGAAUUUUUUGUUGCUUUGAAACGUAAAUUUAGAUUGAACAGAAUCACGUCCCCUUGUUUUUUUAUUUAGUUUAUUUGGGUUUUUUGAAUUUUGACAGUUUUGGGUCACUUCAUAUGUUUGUGCAUGAUGUAUUAUACUUUCACAUUAUAAUAGUGUUUAACAUGUGUACAUUGAGAUAUACCCUUCUAUUUUGCAUAUAUUUUGGCAUGAUUUGUUUAUGACAACAAUAUAGAAAAUAUGUUUUGUUUUUUCAAAUGUAACAGUCUAUGUUCUUAUUUACGUGUAUGCUUGCAUGUAUUUCAUCUUUCAAGCCAACGGCAGAAUGUUCCUAUCAAUCUUUAGUUGUAUAUUUUAUGUACAUUUUGCAUCUUUUAUUGCCAUUUAACUCUUUUCACAGUGGUAAAAAAUACUGAAAAAGGCACUGGGGCUGUCCUAAGUUGAACAAUGUUUCUUAGUUAUGAAACUGUGCUUGUUUGUGCUAUACAAGGACUUGUUUUGUGUAUGUACAUAGUAUGCCUAUAAGCUACAGCAGAGGACCCUAUUAUCACAAAGUGUGCAAGACAAUGGAAAGAGAAACAAACUUACAUAGUCUGUUUAUGUCUCCGGUAUAAGGAAGUGGAAACCUCAUCCUAAAACCUCAUUAAUUCUUCCUUAUACAAAUUACCUUCACAGUAGUGUACAACACUCUGUUGAGUGUUUAGUAUACCAGAUUUUAGAAACAGGCAAGAGAGCCUCUCCUUUAGUCUCUGUCAUCGUUGAGGCUGACUGCUUAAAAUGACCUCAACAAGUUUCCUGUUUGAGACUGAAUAGAGCAGAGGGUGUGCAGAGGGGAUUGGGUGAUGGUUACUGGUGGACCUGAGCACAGUAGCAAACCAGUGGACCAUCACAGAGACAUUCAUGCAGCAGCUCAUCUGGCACGGUAAGCCCUCUUGUCCAUAUCUAUCAAAAGACAUUUUUUAAUCAAGACUAUUUUUCGAAUUCCCAAAACUACUUUUACAGUACAAACUUUCUGAUGGCAUGUUACAGAUUAAUGGUGAAUGCCAGCUAUCAACUGAAAGUCAAGCCAGCCUUUUAUGUAUGACAUCUGCUCACUGUUUCCUGCACCAAGGUACAAAAGAGCAUUGUAAUGUAUAGAAUUUAUACAACACAAAAUCACAAUAAUCUAACUCUAGUUACAUUGUUACAGCUGUUUCAGACUGAACGGUGUACAGCGACUACUUUCUUCAUGGGGACUGCUCGUCUGCUUAAACUGCUGAGCUUGUUUAUGGGUAAUAUUGACUUUCAUCUGUUUGUAUCUCUGUUUCUGUUGCCGAGUAUCAUUUUAAACAUAAAAAAUAUAACAGAGUAAGCAUCAUCUUAAAAGGAUAAUACCAAACUUUCAGGAGCUUGUGAGAGUUUGGCCU